UUUUGCAGCGCCAUCUAACAGUGUUGGGCAUCUUUGUUUUGAUUGUGGUUGUGGUGUUUAAUUUUUCAGAAACACUGGCGAAUUUUCGUGGAAAAUAAUGUACACCCCCAAAAGAAAUAAACCAUCCUCAAAUAGUGAUAGUGAAACAGUAGUGACCCCGAGUAAUAAAAUUUUAAAAGCGUCGAGUUAUAAUAACGGAGACAAAGCGUUCGAAAAUGGUAGCCCAAGCUUAGGUGAAAAGACUGUUAUUUCCCCAGGCGAAGCCCGUAGAGGAAGACCAAGGGCUGAUCUGUUAAAUUCGUUAAUUUUAGAAGGCGCUACUUCCCCAAGUUCCAUAAAAUGUACAUAUUGCAAUAGAGUUUUCCCAAGAGAAAAGUCACUUCAAGCUCAUUUAAGAACCCAUACAGGGGAAAAGCCUUAUGCAUGUGAUUAUCCCCGUUGUACUCGUAAGUUUGCCCAAUCAGGUCAGUUAAAGACCCAUCAGAGACUUCAUACAGGAGAAAAACCUUUCAUUUGUGCUGCUCCAAAUUGUACUAAAAAGUUCACACAUUCUAACCGGCAUUGUCCAGAUCAUCCCGAAUAUACCUUAAAGAGAUUCAUUACUAAACCAAAACUUACACUUGACAAAACUUACGAUGAAACACAUAGUGCUGAAGUAAGACAAUGGCUACAAAAUUAUGAUAGGAAAAAUAAGAAUUUCUUAAAAUCCAAUGAGAAUCUAGAUACAACCCCCAAAAAAUCAAUUGUGUUCAAGAAUGAAGAUUCAGUAUUUAGCAGUGGCAGUUCUGCAUAUUAUUCAGGCUGUUCACAGACAGGUCUGGAUGACAUGGAAAAUUCACCUAAAUCCGAAUUGGAAGAUCUAGAAACAUCAACUUGUAGUAAUUCAGGAGGAUCAGAAAAUGAGAUGUGUGCAGAAUCGCCUCAAACUAAGCCGUCUGAGUUGCCAAAGAAACGGUGGUUGCGUGAAGCUACACAAGAUCAAAGAUUGUGGGAUUCUUCCACAGAUUUGGCUUCUCCACUAAAUUGGGGCGACGAUUCAUGUAAUGAUGGUGAAGAAAACAAGAUGUCAGAUGUAAAUGACACAGAAAAUAAAAAUCAGCAACAACGCCCCUCUGUACUAGUUUGUGUUCAGGGUGGAAAAAGCAAAGAAAUUUCAAGCGAUGAAAUUCAAGGAGCCAUGGCCUUGGUGGAAUUGAAAAAUGGACUAAACUAUAGCUAUAGGAUAUAACAUUAAUGUAUCAUUGUGUACUCUUCGUCAGGUAGUUUUGUAAAGGAAGUAUUUGUUGUAGUCCCCGUUUUAGUUACUGAUUUUGGAAAAUGAUUUCAAUUGUAUAGUAUUUUCAGGGACGUUUAGUGCGAUAUUUGCAGGUUCACCUAUAGGACAUAGGAGGUAGUAAGAAAGUUCAUAAAAAAAUAGCUACAUUGCGUUUUAAUUGUCUGUUGUUUAUUUUUAUUUCACUUUGUGGCGUAUCAGGUAAAACCUUACAAGACAAUUACUUAUAGUAUUCAUACCAUACAUUUAAAAGUUUUUUACUACCUCCAAUAGGUAAGCAUGCCGGUAUGGUACUAAAUAAGUCUGAAAACUCGGUACAUUUAAAAUAUAGGCAUAUGUACUUAGGAUAUAUUUGAGAUAAAGACUUCUACUAUCAUCCUCAAACAUUUUCAUUUUAUGCUUUGUAUUUGUUUACAUAAUUGUCAGUAUGCAUCUUUGUCUGGGUGCAUGCUGCUUUUUUAUUGUUAGAAUUCAGGUGUCAUUUUCCAAAAUUCAAUAUUGGUGCUUUCCCUAUGUUUCAGAUUUAAUUGUAUUCAAAAAAUGUUUUGCUCCGAUUGGGCUUAGUUUAGAAUAUAUUUAUACAAGAUGUACCAUAAAGUGUUCUCAUCAUUUUUUUUUCGAUAUUUCAUCACCUAACAAAGACCAUUUUUGGACACUGAAGUAAUUCUGCAUAUUUUUUUCAUUUCAUUACUCAAAAUUAAAUUUAAAAAAUCCCCUUAUUUUUUGGCACAUCUUGUAUAAGCACCUAAAAUGUAAAAUUGAAAGCUUUGUGAUAAAAGUAUUUAUUUUGUCAUGUUAUUUUUGUUAUGACUUCGAAAGAUUUUAACAGAGUUUUUUAUGUGUGACAGGCUUGCUGUUUAUUUCUAAUUUGUAGUGUCUAUUAAACUGGUAAUUGGAACACUAUUUUAACAUUUAAAGGGUAUUUUUAAAGCAUUAUAUAGUUUAGUAUUUUAUUAAUUACCAGUAUGCCUUAUGGUUAAAUUUACAGUUUGUAACUUUAAGAUAUUAUAUGCCUGAAAUAUUAUAAUUUUUUAACUUAAAUUAUUUUUACUGAUUGUGCUACUAAAAUGGUACCGAAUGCGAUUUAGUUAAGACUUCUUAAAUUUAACCUAAGGUGAGGAAUCCUGAUUUGUUUACAGUGUUUAAGCUCGACAGUGUAGAUGUAAUACUAAUUUUUAUUUAUUUUAAAUGUUAAAUAAUAAUUUUUUGAAUAUAACUUGUUCAACUAA
Messenger RNA from Sitophilus oryzae (rice weevil), 2502 nucleotides. RefSeq names its product pair-rule protein odd-paired-like. The record is from RefSeq and is a predicted model, not a curated record. Bases 98 to 1228 code for a protein of 376 amino acids. The transcript is spliced from 5 exons. Gene Ontology annotation, biological process: central nervous system development; regulation of transcription by RNA polymerase II. Gene Ontology annotation, molecular function: DNA-binding transcription factor activity, RNA polymerase II-specific; RNA polymerase II cis-regulatory region sequence-specific DNA binding. NCBI's taxonomy places the organism in Eukaryota, Metazoa, Arthropoda, Insecta, Coleoptera, Curculionidae. Gene Ontology annotation, cellular component: nucleus.